Styela clava is the source of this 1490-nucleotide messenger RNA. Lineage: Eukaryota; Metazoa; Chordata; Ascidiacea; Stolidobranchia; Styelidae. The record is from RefSeq and is a predicted model, not a curated record.
UGUAUUGAAACCACAGGCACUGAAAUAUUUUAUUGGCAUGAUAUUGGCACUGGAAUUCAAUUUGGCAAAUAAAGUGGAGAGCAGCACAGGGCACCAAUAGCAGUAUAACCCAAAUGAAUUUAUUUGUUUAUUAUUGCUGUAUUGUUUCCUGCCUUAAUGUUUUUAGGGGUUAGGUUGAGAUCAAAUCAUGUUGUCAAUCAUACUAAAGCCAUUAAAGUUGACAGCUUGAUUACCUGAUUAUGAAUUCAGAAGAUAGAUUUAAACACUUGAUAGUAUCACAACCACAUGGAAUCUGGUACCUGAAUGUGUUCCUGUUAUCAAUACACUACCGGUAUCUCAAUAUUUUGGAUUACUAAGUAGCUUGGUUUGAUGCAUAUAUCACAGAAAAAUUUAUGUGAAAUACUGCAAAAAACGACUGAAAAACAUUCUGACGAUAAUUCAGAAACUUAUCACAUAGAUAAAGUAGACAGCCAAAUAUCAUAUGAUGACUUUUUCUGUAAAUACCUUGUGAGCAACAGGCCUUGUCUUUUUGGAAAUUUUGUCACAAGAGAUUGGAAAAGUGCCGUUGAAUGGACUAGUAGAAAGACUGUGAACAAUUAUACAGAGGUUUUGCCUAAUUUUGAAUAUUUGAAACAACAUUUUGGAAAUGCCAAAGUCCCAGUUGCAGAUUGCAACAAAAAGUAUUUUAACAGCCAAUGCAAAACGGAAACUACUUUUUCAGAGUUUAUUACCUAUUGGGAAAAUUAUAUUACACAAGGCUACAAGGAGAAACACCCUUGUUUGUAUUUGAAAGACUGGCAUUUCGUGAAAUCAUUCAAAAAUUACAAACUAUAUAAUGUGGCAGAAUAUUUCCACAGUGACUGGUUAAAUGAACUGAGUGAUGAUGAAAUUGAAAGUGAUGAUUUCCGCUUUGUGUACAUGGGCCCUAAGGGCUCUUGGACACCUUUUCAUGCAGAUGUCUAUCGUUCAUUUAGUUGGUCUGCAAAUAUUUGUGGUAUUAAAAAAUGGUUAUUAUUUCCUCCAGGUGAUGAACAAUAUCUAAAAAAUGUAAAUGGCGAACUUCCAUUUGAUGUAACUGCUCCUGAAAUGCAGGACAUGAAUAUUUACCCCAAUGCACAGAAAGCUCAUUGUCUGACAAUAGUACAAAAACCUGGAGAGUUGAUAUUUGUUCCUUCUGGAUGGUAUCACCAGGUUCAUAAUCUUGACGAUACAAUUUCUAUUAACCAUAACUGGUUGAAUGCCAGUAAUAUUGAUAUCGUUUGUAAUUUUUUAUGCUCAGAGUUUGAAUUGGUUAAAAAAGAAAUUAUUGAUUGCAAAGAAUUAAUGACUGAAAAGAAUGGCUAAACCAAUGCCUAAUAAUAAUGAAAGCAAAUAGUGGAACAGAUUUAAAUGAUUUUGUUCAAUUCCUAACAAAAAUAUCUAAUCCACGUAUAAUAUCACUGCAAAAUCAUAUGCAAAAACAUCCGAAACUAAGAUUCGCCUGUGAAUGU